AAAGUCUUUUCUGCACAACUUCCUCCAUUUACAACCAAAGGGUAGAAGAAAUUUUCUUCUUCAAUUUUCAUAUUGGAGAUGGGUUCCCAUGUCUCGAAGCAGGUAGAACGUCGGAAGGCGAUCGCGGUGGAAAAACACACACUGUGUGAUCUUCACCAGAGCUGUGGUGAAGAGUUUCCAUCAUGUGCCUACAAGCCUUCGGACAGAAAAAGCUGGAUGGCUGGGAUCAACCCUGAGAAACUUCACAUAAAUAAGAUUGUAUGGCCUGGAACUCAUGACUCUGCAACCAACAAGAUUGGAUUUCCGUUCAUCACUAGGCCUUUUGCUCAGUGUCAAAAUCUGUCCAUCUACCAGCAGCUCGAGAAGGGCGCCAGAGUUCUCGAUAUUCGAAUCCAGAAGGACCGAAAAGUCUGCCACGGAGUCCUCCUCACUUACAACGUUGAUGCUGUGAUCAGCGACGUCAAGAAGUUUUUGUCCGAAACGCAGUAUGAGAUCAUAAUACUCGAAAUCCGAACUGAAUUCGGCCACGAAGAUCCUCCUGAAUUUGAUAAGUACUUGGUUGAUCAGCUCGGCGAGUUUUUAAUCCCCCAAGAUGAUCAUGUUUUCGACAAGACUAUUUCGGAACUGCUGCCGAAGAGAGUGAUAUGCGUGUGGAAGCCGAGGAAGUCACCUCAGCCGAAGGCAGGGAGUCCUCUGUGGAAUGCAGGGCAUUUGAAGGACAACUGGAUCGACACGGACUUGCCAUCCACGAAGUUCGAGAGCAACCUGAAACAUUUGAGUAAUCAGCCGCCGGUUUCAUCAAGGAAGUUCUUUUACAGGGUGGAGAACACGGUCACGCCCAAGGCUGAUAACCCGGUUUUGUGUGUCAAGCCUGUGACGGGACGGAUUCAUGGAUACGCGAGGCUGUUUAUAACUCAGUGCUUCUCUAGAGGUAUUGCGGAUAGGUUGCAGAUCCUUUCUACAGAUUUUAUAGACGAGGAUUUCGUGGACGCUUGCGUUGCGGUUACAUAUGCAAGAGUUGAAGGGAAAGCAUGAAGUUUCCAUGUCUGUGCAGUCUUGUUCUUGUUUUCUGGUUGAUUAAUCUUCCAUCCCACAGUAACUCAAUCCUUUUUACUUUGUUACUAUUUUCUACAUCCAUAGAGUUUGGAUUGUUAUUCUUAAGGGAUAGCGGGAAUAUCAAGGUGGCGGAGUUCCAAACGUAUCACGCGUCGUUCUGCUGUUAGUGUGAUUAUCUGCAGGUUUAUUUAUGUGUUUGUAAUGUAAAAUAUGAAGGGUGUAAAGUAGAUGUAGUGAUCGCACAUUCUUGCUGGAGAAGAAACCUUUUCUGUGAAUAAAAGUUGAUAUGUCUCUGCAGUAAAGCUAAAUAUUCUAAUGAA
Malus domestica (apple) is the source of this 1376-nucleotide messenger RNA. RefSeq lists its product as uncharacterized. Gene Ontology annotation, biological process: lipid metabolic process. The record is from RefSeq and is a predicted model, not a curated record. Gene Ontology annotation, molecular function: phosphoric diester hydrolase activity. Lineage: Eukaryota; Viridiplantae; Streptophyta; Magnoliopsida; Rosales; Rosaceae.